Beta vulgaris subsp. vulgaris (sugar beet) is the source of this 1200-nucleotide messenger RNA. Its product is annotated as protein THYLAKOID ASSEMBLY 8-like, chloroplastic. Bases 168 to 938 code for a protein of 256 amino acids. The record is from RefSeq and is a predicted model, not a curated record. Lineage: Eukaryota; Viridiplantae; Streptophyta; Magnoliopsida; Caryophyllales; Amaranthaceae. Gene Ontology annotation, molecular function: RNA binding; protein binding. Gene Ontology annotation, biological process: chloroplast organization; Group II intron splicing. The transcript has 2 exons.
ACAUCUUUUUGAUAGAAAUGUUUCAUCUAUUUUAGUUAUUUUCACAAAUCGUUUACAACUUUCACCAGCCCCCGAAAAACUACCAAAAAUAUUUCCAUCUCAUCUCUUCACUUUCGCACCUCUCCUUCCUCAGUCUUCAUUCUUCACUCACAGACACAGUCAAUGAAAUGUGCAGUCUCAAACUCCAACUCACCCAACUGGGCAUCUCUCAAAUCCCUCAAAAACAAACUUCAAUUCACAACCACACACUCUAUCCUGUAAUUUUACAUAUGGGUUCCUCUACUUUUAGACGAAGAACAACAACUAUAACUUGUGGGCUCAGAAAAAUGGGACCUAAAAAACCUUUGUGGAGGUCAAGUUUUUUGUCAACUGAAGCAAUUCAAGCAGUUCAGUCUCUUAAACUUGCCAAAUCUCCCGCCAAAUUACAGCAAGUUUUUGACACUAAAAUUGCACGCCUUUUGAAGGCUGAUUUGUUGGAUACUUUGACUGAACUUCAGAGACAAAAUGAGUUGGAUUUAGCUCUUAAGGUGUUCGAUUUUGUGAAAAAGGAGUCGUGGUAUUCACCAAAUGUGUCCCUAUACUACGACAUGAUUCUACUGCUGGGAAAGAACAAGCUGAUUGACAAGGCUGAAGAGCUUUUUGAUGAACUGAAGAAAGAGGGUUUACAACCUGAUGUACGAGCAUAUACUGAAUUGAUUGGUGUUUAUUUUCAAGUUGAUAAGGUAGGAAAAGCAAUGGAAACCUACAACGAGAUGAAAGCUUCUGGUUGUACGCCAGAUAAGUUAACGUUAAUGAUUAUGGUAAGAAAUCUGGAGAAGGCUGGAGAAGAAGAACUUGCAGCCUCGGUGAAGAGAGACUUUGAAGAAUAUGUGGAUGAACCUGAAAAGUUCCUUGAAGAAGUAGAAAGGAAAUAUGCAAGAGAGCCCAUUGGCAUAUGAUUUUUUUUCAGCUGUAAUUUUGUAUCCCUUUUAACUUCAGCUCGACGAAAGUGGCUUGUUUGUUCAUGUUUCUACAUUGUUCCAGACAUACAGAUUGCUCGAUGUCGAGAAUGGCUAAAUAUCUUAAUCGUUCGAUGUAGAUAUCUAAAUGCUUAAAACAUCAGUUUGUAGGACAUUUAUGUAACUUCACUUUGAGGUGGAUCUUGUAACUUUCCUAUUUCACAUUUAGAUAUAUGAAACUUUAUGUAUAUGGUUUUUUCUA